This is a messenger RNA of Aspergillus eucalypticola CBS 122712, 489 nucleotides long. RefSeq lists its product as uncharacterized. NCBI's taxonomy places the organism in Eukaryota, Fungi, Ascomycota, Eurotiomycetes, Eurotiales, Aspergillaceae. The record is from RefSeq and is a predicted model, not a curated record. The coding region runs from base 1 to 489 and encodes 162 amino acids. The transcript has a single exon.
AUGUCCGUGACAACCACCUCGACCGGCACCGCCGCCUCCGCCUCCUCCACCUGCAUCAACAAGCUCUACGACAUCCCCGUCAAAGAUGCCGCCUGCGCCAUGCCCAUGCGCAACAACAACUCCGCUAUCAUGAGCAGCUGCUGUGGCUCCGCCUCCAUCGUCUCCUACGACAGCUGCGAUUACUACUGUCUGGCUCAGGACCAGACCGUCGGUACCCUGGCCGAAUGUCUCAUCAAGGCCUCCGAGGCCGGUGAGGUCUGGUGUAACACUAACGCCAACGCUACUGCUACCGGUAGCGUUCCUACCACUGGCGCUGGCACUGUCGUCUCGACUGCUACUGCUACUGGUGGCUCGUCUAGCACUGGGUCCAGCACUUCGAGCGGUUCGACGGCUUCGUCGACUAGUGGUGCUGGUGUCGCGGUUACGAAGAAGAGUGUGGGUGUUUUGGCGCUGUUGUUCUUUGGGUCGACUGCGGGUUUCUUGUUGUAA